AUGCCAGAUCCGAAAGGGACGGAGAGACUUCUCAGUGAGGAGCUUAGAUCGUAUCCAGACCUUGGCUCGCGUCCCCGCACGGGGUCUAACGAUCCGGGGCUUCAACUUCCCUUUGAGGAUCUUGAUCUCACCGAGGAGAACUUCCAGGCCGGGCAGGGCGGCUUCCGCGACGUGUAUUUCGGCAACGUCAAGAAGUACAACGAGACGACGGCCGAGUGCCGCGCGUUCCCCGGCUCCGACGACUGGCCUACCCAGCAGGAGUGGAACCGCCUGAGUGACUUCUUGGAGGGCUCGCUACUCAAGCCCCAGCCUGCGGCGUCCGUGUGCUAUAAGGACCACGCCAACUACGACGAGGCCAAGUGCCGCGACAUCAGGAACAAUGCGGGAUCCAACCGCUUCUUUAUCAGCGAUCCCCUCACCGUCUUGACUUCGUGGCCUCAGGGGAGGCUUCCCGAGUACGUGCUCAACGUGACCGAGGUAUGGCAGAUUCAGACGGUUGUCAACUUUGCCCGCAACAAGAACAUCCGCCUUGUCAUCAAGAACACUGGCCAUGAUUUCCUCGGUCGCAGCACCGGAGCCGGCGCCAUCAGCGUCUGGACUCACUUCAUCAAGGACUUUGAGUUCCUCCCCACGUACACCCAAGGCCAGUACACCGGCCCCGCUGCCCGCGUAGGCGCCGGUCUGGAGUCCUGGGAGAUGUACAACUUCAUGGAGGAGCACAACGUGACCUUUGUCACGCCAGGCCGCUACACCGUCGGUGUCUACGGCGGAUGGUUCCAAGGCGGCGGCCACAACGCCCUCGCGUCGUGGUACGGCAUGGGCGCCGACCAGAUCCUCUCCCUGCAAGUCGUCACCGCCGAGGGCAAGUUCGUCACCGCCAGCCCCGAGGAGAACCCCGACCUAUUUUACGCCCUCCGCGGCGGUGGCCCCGGAACCUACGGCAUCGUCACCUCCGCCGUCGUCAAGGCCCACCCCCGCGUGACCGUCCGCAACGCCGCGCUCGCCUUCCAGACGGGCAAGAACGUCUCCGUCGGCGGCACGUCGUACAACUACGUCUCCUACACCGGACCCGACUCGUUCUCCUUCACCGCCGACAACGAGUUCCCCGACCUCUCCGACGAGGAAAUCAGCUACUUCCUACAACCCCUCUGGGACGCCAUCCGCGGGUACGGCAUCGACCUCAAGGACAUUAGCCCCCGGCAACUCGCGCUUCGCCAGCAGGCUCUUCCCCGCAAGAUUUGGAACGACGAGACCCUCUUCAACGCCACCAUGGGCGCCCGGCCUGAACCCGCGUUCCGCGACACGUACAUGCACGCCGACAUCUUCUACGCCGGCGACAUCAGCAAGACGGAGCCCUUCAACAAGGUCAUGAACAAGCUCCGCGAGGUCACGGCCGACGGCGGCGGCGCCUACAUCAACGAGUCCGACGUCGAGGAGCCCAACUGGCAGACGAGCUACUUUGGCAACAAGUACGCCGAGCUCCUCAAGGUCAAGAAGUCCCGGGAUCCCUGGAACGUGUUCUGGGCGCCUAGCACCGUGGGCAGCGAGGGCUGGGAGGUGAGGAAGGUGGAGGGUGAUAAGUUCCCGUCGCAGAACGGAAGGCUGUGCAAGGUUGCUCAGGCUGCCGCGGAGGCGUAG
Molecule: messenger RNA, 1638 nt
Organism: Parascedosporium putredinis
Lineage: Eukaryota; Fungi; Ascomycota; Sordariomycetes; Microascales; Microascaceae
Source: the annotation of a GenBank genome assembly